This is a messenger RNA of Cynara cardunculus var. scolymus (artichoke), 2328 nucleotides long. RefSeq lists its product as uncharacterized. The transcript has 14 exons. The record is from RefSeq and is a predicted model, not a curated record. The coding region runs from base 1 to 2328 and encodes 775 amino acids. NCBI's taxonomy places the organism in Eukaryota, Viridiplantae, Streptophyta, Magnoliopsida, Asterales, Asteraceae.
AUGUCAAAAUCAGGGAAAACAGCAACUCCAGAUGUCAAUUCAAAAGAGAAAAGUUCACUGCUAGAUAUUGAUAUUGGAAAAGACUUUCUUAGCUCAUGGAAGUCUAUGUCUGCGGCAGACAAUGGAAUGGAUUUUGACUUCGGACCAACUGCCAAAGGCAAGAAAAAGGAUUUUAAAUUUGACAAAAUGGAUCCGGAUUUCUAUCUUGAUGCUGAUUUUGACAAGUUAUCAUCUUUUAAGAUGGACAUGUCUGAUCUUGAUAUAUCUUCUCCACCAAAGAAACCUGGAAAAUCAAAGGGAAGGUCUAAAGAAACAUCUUCUGGUGGAGAACGUAGAGCGAAAAGAGAUAGCUUUGCAUUCCCAUUUGAUUUUGAAGAGUUUGCAGAUUUAGAUUUUGAGCUGACAAAGACAAAGAUAGAUGAGAAGUCCAACAAAUCUAAAGAUAAGGAAAGACACUCAAACAUAAGUGGCAGUGGAGUUUCUGGAGACCUUUUGGCUAAAGAUGUUGAUGCAUCAGAGGAUGAUAAUAUAUCAUCAAAGCAUCCAGCAUCACUGGGUGCUGCCAUUUCGAAGAUUGAUGCUCAAAUGGAUAAGAUUAAGGAUUCUGAUCCCAGAAAUGAGGAUGAACACUUGAAAUCUGUACUAGACCUAAAACCUUCAAAUGCUGAAGAAAAGGAGAUGCAUAAACCUAUUUCAACUCAGGAGAUGAUUUCAUGUAGUGUUGAGGAACCUGUACAAGAAUCUCACCCAUCAGAGAAGAGACCUUUUCCACAACCUCAUGCUCAGCAAGUUGCUCAAGAUUUAUAUGAUCACUCUUUAGUUGAUAGUGUUUCUACUGAGGUUACUAUUUCAGACGUGCAACAAGAAGAAUUCAGAACUGUGGUUAGAACAGUUAGCUUGAGCACAGGGGCAGAGCAAAAUAGUAAUGUGAGGCAUGUUGCUGAAUUGGUUCCUACUAGAAAUUCAUCAUUUGAAAAUUCAUCAGCACAUAUGAAUUCACAAAGUCAAAAGGGUGAAAUGUGUAUGGAUGAUAAUCUACAUAUUGGCAAUAUCGAUGGUGAUGACACAAGAAAAGCUGAUUCCCAUCUUGAGAGUUCCAUGACGCCUGGGAUAGAGAAUUUUGCUCAUAAUGAAAUGAUUGAUAAGAGGAAUGGAGAUUCAGUUUCGAAACUUCAUAUGGGCUCACUGGACAGCCGUUCAAAAUAUUUCAUGAGACAAAAUAGAGGCGAAUCUGAAUUGCAGCAAGCAUCAGUCUCUAGGACAAAACUCAUCUCUGUUGGCAACAAAAAAAUGAGCACCUUACCAAAUAAUCCUGCACUUGAAAAAAGGGAGAGAGAUUCAGAAAGUGUAGAAUCUGAUAGCAAAAUUACUGGUGUAUCAAGGUCACCACCCAAAUUGCUUAGCAGAGACAUACCUGUUCAAACUGAAAACACAGAGACAGGUCGUGUAAAAGGCCUUGAUGAUACUCGGCAGUGCUUGAAUGCUGAUGAUAUUGAACCCAGAAACGAACCAAAGGUGAUCACAGUGGCACAUGAUAUUGGUCCAAGCAAGGAGGAACCCGUGUCAAGGUCUGAUGUCCAUCCAUCCAGUUCAAGUCAACUGUCAAAAAAGGAUCUCUCACAGAAUGGCCUAAAUCCUGGGCUUCAAAUGACAAGCAUGACAUCUCGUAACAUGAGCAAAAUUGUUGUAGAAAAGAAUAGGAUUUCCCCUACUAAAGCUGAGAUGAGGACAUCUGAAGUUUCGAAUCUAAGGGUUUCUAGAGCUACAGAACAGAAGUUAAAGCCACUCAAUUCCUUGUUACCAAAGGGUUUGACAUCCAUGAGAAACAAGGAGCAAGGAAACAUGGUGUUCAAGAGGAACCCUUCUGUUGACACAAAGAAACAAACACCAUCCUCUCCAACCCUGAAGCGUAAAACAUAUGAGGUUCCUUUUUCUUCUUUUAAAAUAGCAAGAUUAACUCCAUUGAAACGUCUCUCUGCAUCACCGUGCAGCAAAGAUAUCAGAGCAUCCGCAAAAAAAGUUGUUGACGAACAGGUUUGCAACCAUGCGAAUGUGGCAGAUGAGAAGUCCCCUGGGCAUGAUGUUUCUCUAACAGAAAUGGACAUAUCUUCUGCAAUAGAAAAUGACGGCAAUGUUGAAAAGGCCGAGGCAUGUUCUAAAGAACUUGAAGAUAUCUGUAAUGUGCUGAAAAAGAAGCAUGAGGAGGCAAAGGAUAUGCUUGUUCGAGCUAUUGUCAACAACAACAAUCUCCUGAUGCUCAACCAUCCAAUCUAUCAAGAUAAAAUAUCCAUGGUUCAGAAAUUUGCCGCGUUGCUUAUGCAUGAUUAG